ACAUACGAGCAGACACCUGUGUUUGAGCUGGCUUCAUCUUUAUAUAAGCGCAGAAGCCGCUCCGUCAAAGCCUACACGAUGUGUUGCGUUGGUUGGCUGCUGAACGAGGAGGAUAUGGCUGAAACGAAGACGGAGAGGGAGGCCGAGUCGCCCAUGAAGAGCAGAGGCCUGUCGAGGUGCCCCAGGAUUAUGGUGGAGAAGAGCCUCAGGGCCGCGGAAGCCGUCGAGCAAGCUCGGGACGACGACAACGGAGUCGUCCGCGUCAAGAUCGUCGUCACCAAGAGGCAGCUGAGGCAGAUGGUGGCGUCGAUGGGCCAAGGCCCGUGCAACGCCGCCGGUCCCCAGGCCGCAACGGCGGUGGCGGCGGCGUCGAACCUGGAGCUGCUGCUGCACGUCCUUCGUCGACGGCAUAUGAAGCGAGCCGAGACGGGGAAGGGGAAGCGGCACGGCGGCGGGCGGUGGCGGCCGGCGCUCAAGAGCAUUCCUGAGGACAUCAUUCAAGACUAAUGGAAAGCCCUUCAUCGUCUUCUUCGUGAGCUUGAUCUAUACAUGUAUAGCUGUUUGAUUUCUGCUGCUUUCUUUAGCUUUACGGCCCAGCGGCGGCCAUUCUGACC
Molecule: messenger RNA, 614 nt
Organism: Musa acuminata subsp. malaccensis (wild Malaysian banana)
Lineage: Eukaryota; Viridiplantae; Streptophyta; Magnoliopsida; Zingiberales; Musaceae
Source: RefSeq, a predicted model, not a curated record